AUGAGCUCCAACAGAAAAAUACGAACACUUUUGCUGAUUUUCGUGUUAUAUCUAUCGGAAAGCCCAGCGUCAGCUUCAUUAUCAGGUAAAUUCUCGUCAAAAUUCAGGAUUUAAAGCCGGAAUCGAAAAAGAACACAAAGGGGUCGAGUGGUUUUUUAUUCGAUUUUCGCGUGGCUCUUCAAAAAUCCUUCUGUUCUUUCCGCGUCCUCAAACGAAUCGACACAUGUCUUUCGAGUUGUUCCGGCUCUUUUUUUUCGAAUAGAAGGCUUUGGGAGUUUAGGUGAUUUUUUAGAAGUGUUGGUUUAGAUGCUUAGGAUCUUUUUUUCAAGAAAUGGAUGCUUACGAAAUUUUUAAGAUUCUGAGGUGGUUUACAAAAAAAUUUUUCAGAAGAGUUUUGAGAAGGAAAAAUUUGGUUUUUUUAGGUGAUUUUUUUGUAAAUUUAAAAAUCGGUAAUUUUAAAAAAAUAGAUGAUUAGGAACUCUUUCAAGGUUUGAAGAAAAAUUUUUAAAAAGUUUUUAGAAGUUCAAAAAGGUAUCAGGGUUUUGAAAAAGACUAUUUGGAACGUUAGAUCUUUUCCAGAGGAAUUAGAAGUGUUAUGAAAAAUAUUUCUCUAAUUCAGAAACUGUUUAUGGGGUUUUCGAAACUUUUCAGAAGUUUAGAGAUUAGAAGCAGGCUUUUAAAAAGAAGAAUCUAUAAUUUGAGGUGGUUUUUAGAUAAUCAAAAAAAGCAGAAACUUCAUGAAAAAAAUUAAUCUUUUAUGAGGGUUCGAUGUUCGAAAAGUUCAGUGAGAAAAAAAUCAUGAUAAAGAAUUUACAAUUUGAGAAAUAUUUUUUUAUUAGCGGAAACUUCUGAAAAACUUUUUUGAGGCUCAACAUGUUGAGAAGUUCGGAUGAACAGAGCUUUUGCAAAAUUUGAAUAUAAAAUUUCAAAAUUUUCAUCUUUUUUUGGCCUCACUCUGAAAAAAACCUUUGAAAAAAAUUCUUACAUUUAAUUUUUUUACUAGACGUUAAUGAUCUCUCAACUACAUAAAACGAGAAUUUUCGGACUCUUCAUAGUGCAAAAUGUGCCGCGAAGUGACAGCCUGCCGAUUUCUUUUAGGGUUCAUAAAAUUUGAGGCUUUCAUCGCCUUUGAGGAACAUUAAAAAAAUGGGUUUUUAGUAGAUUCAAAUCUCCAGUUUUUUUGAGCAAAAUUUAAUAUAAAGUUCUUAUUGAGAAAUUAUAGGUUUGAGUACGUUUCUGUUAGAUUUUAUAUGAAUUAUCGUUAAUAAAUUGGCAGUCUCGAGAGAUCUUCUUUUCUAGAUUCCCAGUUGAUUUUUUGGAUUUCAAUUGAUUGAUCGUCAUGUUCCUCAAGGUCAAGCACCCGGGAGUCUCUCCAAAAAGAUUAAACCAGCUUUUUAGUAGCUUGAUCAUUCGACAUCAAAUUUUUUUUGUUGUUGAAACUCUGUCUUCCGGUCACUGAGCAUGACCUCAUGACCUCAGAUGAUGCUCCACAGCUCGAGCUUCUCAAGUCAUUUCAAGAGCUUGAAAUUAUUUAGUGAAGGGAAACUUGGAAAAAAGAGGAAAGCUCAAGCUCCCGGUUAGCCUCAUGUCAGUGGUGAUCAAGCUAAGCAUGAACUGGAUUCCAAAUAUCCAGUUUUUCUUGUCCUGCUGCUCUAGCUCCUAGAAACCAUUCAAAGAGCUGCAGCUCAGCUUCCGGCCGACCUCACGCCAAAGGUCGAGCCGACCUCAACCUCGAACACAAGGCGAUGCACGGGUAAUCCCUGAGGCCGUCUGUUCGUGGCUCGCGCGGCUUGUCGGGGGGCCGUCAAUCUGAGCGACGGCUCCUCUUGCCGAUCGCCCGGCGACAAAUCGCCUCGUUUCUCACAAAUUUGUUGUGAUAACGUGUUAUUGAAGGGCAUUCGUAAUGAGUGUGAUGAUUGGGAUGUUUGAAAAAAAAAGAAAAAAAAACUCUUCAAUUAGUUCAUUCAUCGUUGGCUUAACGCUUUUAUCGAAACAGGUGCAAAGAAGAAACAAAUAGACAUCUCUGGUGUAAACACGUUACAUUUUUUUAGUUUAUUAAAUUUUUUUUUGCCCAGAAUACCAAGUCCAGAUCAAAGUUCGAAGCUUUUUGAGUUCAUUUCUAAAAGUUCUGAAGCGUAUUGCAUACUUCAUUCGUCUCUGACAUUAGAGAGUGUUACGUAUUUUUCCGAUUAACGGAAAACUGGGCGAAAUGAGAGUUUUAGACGUCUUUGUGGUUUUUUUUUUCAAUUUUUGUCUCAACCUGGUGUUGAUUGGAAAAGAUUUUUUUGAAAGAAAAAAAAGGUCGACAAAUUUCCCGAGUUUAUUUCAGAGCAUUUCCGAUUUUAUUCAAUUUCAAUCGCAAAAUCAGGAUGGUAUGGUGAUGUUGCAGGGAGGGAAAAAGACCACUAGGUGGAUUAACUAACCCCACCUGUUAAGAAAAAAAAAAGUUUUUGGUGUAAGAAAAGAAACAUGUCAUGAUUUUUGUGAUAGUUUCAAAAUACAUCAAUUUUUUUCCUGUCGAGCCUCAAAAGGCGCAAGGUCAUAUUGAGGCUGAAGCUGAAUCUACAGUAAAAUCGCAAGAUUUUCUAGAACUAUUUUCAAAAAUUGAAUUUUUAACCUUUCUUGAUCUCUUAAGAUCGUUUUUUCUUUCAUAAGCUCCUUCUUUCUGUAUUUCAGCGAUUGGUCGCAUUUGGAAUGGCUCAGAGUCUCGAGAUUUGUUCAUUAUCGUGACUGUAAAUUUUGAAUUUUGGUGAGAAAAAGUACUCUACGCGCAACGCGACCCAUUGAGCUAUUCCACCUGCGACCAUGCCCGAAAUAUCAAAGGUGGUUUCAAGUGACUUCCAUAAGAUUCGAUGGGCCAAAAGGGUGACCACCACUGUGUUGAGUAAUUGGGCCGGUCGGGUUGUGCAAGAGAGAAAAAUACUCGUUUAAUGCCAGGGUGUUACCUAAUUGGAUAAUCGGAGCACAAUUGUGAGCGCGGUUAAUCAACCGCGUCGAAUAUCGUUUCGUUUUGGCUCCUCCAGCUCAUCAUUGACCAUGAUGAGCUGGAGGAGAACUUGAAGGUUCUGGGUGGAUAUAAAAUUAAAGAAAAAAGAUUUUUUCGAUUGAAUAAAGAGAAAAUAAUCGAAAUAUGAUUGAACUUUUUAUUGGGUUUAUUUUUAAAGUCUAUUUCCGAUUUUGAGAAAUAAAUCCAUGGCAUAUUGGAACAGAGAAUAAAUGUACAGUACCGUCAGAAAAGUUACCAAAAAUCAGGGUUUCGAUGACAAUUUUCUUGUAAGAACUUCAAUUUUCCUGAAAAAUUCUGAAGCUGCGGUUUUAUCCAGGAACUGGGACUUCAUCAGAGGGGUAAAAUUAACUGUCAUCACAUUCCCAGAAAGUUCCAGAAAGUUUGAAUCCCUUACAAGAAAGUUGUGACCGAAACCCCGUUUUAUCGUAUCUUUUCUGACGGUAAUGUAUUUGAAAAAUCGAAAAUUUUUUGAAUUUCACGUAAAUGCUUGCGAAAUGAAUACGGCAGGAAACGAGUUCUUCAAUAUGUUACAGAACAUAUUUUUUUUUAAUAGUUUUGGGUUUAUUCGAAGGAUUUUUUUCCAGUGUAACAUGGUCUACAAAUGAUAAUCAAUUUUUGAAAAAAAUUUUACAUUUUGGUUGGAAAAAAAGACUCGAUUUUAUGCUCAUUACCUCGCCAAAGGUCUAGUUAUUUCUUUCAGCUUUUUUUAUUAAAAUUUUUUUUAUUUUGAAAAAGUUAAAAAUAAGCUAGCGAUAACUGACGAGCAAUGUUUAGCUUAAGACACUAAUUUUCUUCAAAACUCUUUUCGCGACAGUUUUCAGUGGCGAAAAAUGAGCUGAAUCGAUAAUUUCACGUCAUUUUCUCAUUUCAUUCCGUUUCAGAAGAACCGCCGUGUCCUGUCGGCUGGCAACUAACUUCGGAAGCAUGCGUUUUGGUAUUUGUGGCCCCGCUGACUGCUGAACAUGCUAAGGUACACAUCCAGCUCUAUUUAUAAAAAAACUUGAUAUAUAGAGAAAAGACAAAAGAUUUUUUUACUUUAGAAUCGAUGUCAAAUUGAAGGCGGCGCUUUGUUGGAUACCGGAUCCAAUUCGUUAGUUGAAGAUGUUGCAGAGAUUCUGCAGGUAUUUUUUUCGAAUCGAAAAGUGUCUAAAAUCAUUAAAAUGAAGCCCUUUUUCUGAGUAAACUGUGCCCUUUCUGUCCAAGUAGUUUAUAUAUUUCUUUUUUUGGGGUUUUUCCUUUUUGAAGUGAUCACUCUAACAAGGUAGGUCAUUUUUUUCUUUGCGGUUAGGAAUUUCCUGAAAAUUUUUUUAGAAAAAAAUUCUUGAUGUAGCAGAAAAAAAGAUCCUGGAAGUCUCAAUCUGCACAACUCCCCAAUUUUUCGAGAAAUAAAGUUUUUUUAGACUUCAAAAAUAUCUUUUUAAGGGAUUUUUGAGACGUCCUUUUUUAAAAACUAUAAAGUUGUGCAAGUUGAGGCUCUCAGAAUCUUCAACCUUUGAAGAAAGAAAUAUUCUUUUUUCAGGAAAUUCCCAACCGUAAAGUGAAAUUACCUACUUGUAAAGAUAACUGAUGAUUUUGAGUGUUUGGAUACAAAAUUUAACGGUAUUUUCUCCAUCUCAAAGCCAAGUUUUUUUCGUUGAUAUAAAGAUUCAUCCUUUGGUAUAUAAUAUAUGUAAUCGGAAGUCUGUUGCUGUUUGAAAAUUCCCCUUCUUUUGGAAGUUCUCGUCCUUUUAAGAAUCAAUUUCGUGAUUCAACCUUUUCUUAGCUUCUAAUUUUACUCUUUGAUAGUCUAUCAUAGCUCUUUUUGUUGGUUUAUUUCACUGAUUUCAAUCCAGCUUGAAAGAUUUCAUACGUCCUCUCCUUUUUUUUUGGUUAAACCCUACUGGUUUACAGUGAAGUUUAACAGUUGCUUCACUUCAAUCUUUCAAGUCCUUGCUUUUUUCUUCAUUUUAGAGCUUUCAAAAGUUCGUCUGAUGAUACUUUGACUUUCGAAAUUUCAAAAUUAUCAAUUUUUGCAGUCGCUGCACGAAAAAGGCCUCACAGAGCCGACUUUUCACGUCGGCGGCCCAGGCCACGCGUUGAGCCGCGAUUUUGAUGGUAACUAUCGCUUGUGAGAUUUUAUUUGAAUAUUUAAUAAAAUACAAAAAAUAUAGAGUCACCACGAACCCAUCGUCUGCCCAUCCGUUUGUCUGUUACCUGGACAAAAUCGCCAGAAGAUCGUUGGUUAUCCGACAAAAGUUGUUGCCUAGAGGUUAGGAAAAAAAUUUUCAAGAGUAACUUUUAAAUUUUGAAUUUCAGGAGCUCCUAAGAUCACUUCAACUGGACAAUCGGAGAUUUAUUUCCACCCCAGAGCCGACGCCGAUUACAUCGCCUUGCCUUGUGCCGUUGAAGGAAGUCCGGCCCCCAUAGUUUCUUGGUACCGAAAUGAUGUAGAAGUGGUAGGUUUUCGGGAUUUUUAUUGUAAUUUUGAGGCAUUUCACGUCUUCAAAAUCUUACAGAAAAUUUGAAUAAAUUCGAGUACUAUAUUAACAAGUUCUCUGCGAUUUUCAAAAAUCUCUUGGUACAAGAAUUUCAAGUUGGCUCCUCAGAGCUCUUUUUUCCUAUCAGAGAUACUACAUAAUCUUUUCAACUCAUAACACCUGAGUUUCAGAGACUCCGCCCACUUUCAGGGUUACGGUAGAGAAAGUAUCAUAAAAAACUAACUUUUUUCCUGGUGGAGCAAAUUGGUUCAAACCAACUUUAACGUAAAGAAUAUGCCAUUUUGAGCAUUUUUUGUGUUAAUAGUGACCCUGGGAAAAUUUCCUUACUCCAGAAAAAAAUUGAUUAAUGUUGAAAAAAAUGACUAUGCAGCCCAAAAAAAGCUUUUUUUAACUUCAAAAAAAUUCUUAUUUUUUUCGAAAUUUUAAAAGUAUUCAGAUAACAGUUUUUAUGCCAAAAGUAUGUUUGAUGUAGCUUUUGACUAGAAAAUAAAAAAAAUUUGAAAAAAAAAUUUUUUCAUUUCUUCUUUGAAUGGAAGGGAAAAAGCUUCAAUUUGUAUCAACCUCGCGAAUAAAUACAAAAAAAUUGAAAUAAAAUUUUCGGCUAGAAAAAAAAAACUUCAAAAUCUUCAAUUUUCAACAUGCACUUGUGCUCUCAUGAUUUUGUUAGAGCUUAUAGAAUAUAAACGGAAAAUUAUUGUCUUUUUCGUUUCAUGAAGCUCUCGAGGAGUUUUAAAAGUCACGAUGUUCAUCGACAAGUAAUCCUAGUCACGAUUAAUAAUAAUCGAUCAAGAAAUAGUUAUUGAUUUUGAAGCUCACUCCAUCGACUUCAAACGUCUCCUACCUUCUUUCCGGAGGCACCUUAUUGGUUCCAGCUCACUCUUCCUUAUCUUAUUCGUCAUUCCAUUGUACGGCGAAGAACGCUUUGGGCGAAGUUCGGUGGGUUUUCAUAAUUUUUGCUCUUGAUUUACUAUCUUGUUCUUAUAUCCUUCAUGACGAGGUCUAGGCGUCGGGAAUUUUCACUGGAAAGUUUCUAAGGUAAAAAGAGGAUAUUUUACAGUUUUUUACUAGGAUAAUAAAUGAUUCUGAUUCAUUUUCUCGCCUCAUAAUUUACCCACUAAGCGGAAAGUACAGUAAGAGAAAAAUUAGAACUCGAUAAAAAAUGUUAUUCCUGGGAAGGUGUUAGGAAGCUAGAAGUCCAGGAGAAACCCUGAGAAUGUGUUUAGAAAGAAGUUGAAAGGUCUUGGGAAGGUAAAAACAUUGAAAAUGCCUGCCAGAAGCCUUCUAGCAGGUUACUAGACGGUGAAUAGAGGUGUUGGGAAGGUAUCUGAAAAAAUUUCCACUAUUUUCUGGAAAGCUUCCGAAACGAAAGCAGAAUCUUGCCAAAUUUAACCUGAGUAGGUACUUUUGGACAGUAUCAUUUAGUUUUUAUCAAAAAAAAACCUGCUGAUUUUUGCCUUUUAUUGUAGAGCUUCAGCUUCAGAGAAGCUAAAACCCUCUCUUUCUGCAGUGAAAUGGGACAUACCUAUCUGUUGAACUUCAAAAUAAUAUAUUUAGCCCCAUAUCUUAAAGGCAUAGGGGCAGUAAAAAAUGGGGUUUCAGGUCAAAGCAGUAUCUUGUAUAGUUUUUCUUUGCGAAUUGAAUGGCGUACUCAAAAAAAUUACAGAUGUGACAACUUUAGAAGAAAAACGCGAUUUUACUUUCCCGCCUUCAAUUUUGAAAAAAGCUUUGGAUCGGCCUACGGACAAAUGUUUACAGUAGCCGUGCACGCGAUGUUGCGGACGUCUCAUUAGACUCGCCUUUUGUGAGAAACAACCGGAUUUCUGCUUCAAAUUAAGGGUUUCUUCUCUGAAAAAUCGAUUAAGAAAUCAGAAAACAUACAUUGAUAAUAAAGAAAACACAAAUAAUUGCUAUCCCAAUCAAAACCUGUGUAAAAUCAUCAUUUUUCGCCAGAGAAGCAUUUUUGCGAUCAAAGUUUGCAAAUUAUACAUGAAUAGAAAGCUUUUGUGACGAAAAGAACUUUGGUGACAACAGAAAAAAUUGAAAAUUGAAAUAAACGAAGAAAAAAGCGAAAAUCCGGAAGAUGGCGAAGCCUGUUGUCCAUAGAGCAACUUUACUGCAAAACCCCCUUUUUGGCGGCAACUCAAACUUUCCUCCCUCCGACUUUGAAUAAUUUUUUCUCCAAAACUAGGAACUUCUGUAAGUUUCCAAGUUCACCGUUCGAUUCGCAAUGAAAAGCUCUACAAAAUACUGCUUUGAACUGAAACACCGUUUUUCACUGCCCCUAUGCCUUUAACAAAAGCCGCUCUUUUUUCCCAUAAAUUCUGAAUAAUCGUUUUCGAAAGUGCUCCACUGAGAAGUUUCAUCGAUUUCUGAUACAAUUCCUUCAUCUGUAAAACAAAAUUAGUUCAAUAAAGUUGGUCCUGAAAUGAUGAGCAAUUUCGAAAGAAGUUUAGACGUUCGAUUAUACAUCGAUUUCAGAGGCUCGGCGAUCCUCCUGAAGCCGUCGUUCCUGGACGCGUUCCGUCCGCAUCGCCUUGACGUCUACUCGUUGAUGAACGGCGGGGCCAAGCUGGACUGCGAUCCGCCGACUCAUCAGCCAAGUACGUUUCGAUGUUUUAAUGGAUUUAAUAGAAGUUUUGAUUUUUGACAGAGAUUUUUAAUGGUUGUGCUGGUUAGAAGAAGGUUAUACAAAAUCAGGUUCACAUUAAGUAAUGGAACUGAAAAUAAAGUGAAAGUUGUGCUGGUUUAAAAGUCAUUUUCCAAAUAUUCUUGGAAAUUUUGUAGAAAAAUAUAGAAGCUUCCGAACUUCAUAGCCUUCUCCAAUAGGAUGCCUUAUCGUUCUGAAAAUGUUUUCUAAAAAUCGCAUGAUGUUUUUCGCAUGAAUCUGUUUCCAACGCCAAAGCAUCUGCCAAAAGUUGUACAGCUGCUGGAUAAUUUUUCACUCCCACGUUAAAAAAAAAGCAUGUUUGGAACUUCAAAAGAACAGAAAAACGGCUUUUCCCCUUGGUGAUUGAUGACGAGUCCAGCCUCUGAGUUCUUUCUCGUUUUUUUUGUUCCGAAGUCAGCGGUUUUUCACUUUUUUAUGUCAAGUGAUGGGCAACUGUUUGAAGUCAUUCUUAGCUUUUUACUGGAUCAUACGAAAUAUGACAUGUUAAGGGAAGGGGCCCAGUUCUUUCUUUAAAAUCUUAGAUUUUUUUGAAUGAAUUUGUUUAAGUAUGGUUUUUUUCAAAAAAACCCUUUCGAAUUGAUAAAUUUUGAAUUUAAACUUUUCGUUUUUUUCUUACCUUGAACUAUAGAACAGUGUUGUGAAUGGACUAUGGAUUUUAAGGAACAUUUUAAGGACCUUGAGGAUUUCAUCUUACAAAUUUAAUACUUCAGAAUUUCUUAUAUUGUUCAAUUUAAAAAUCUCAAAAUUUCUUCACAUCUCGGAAAGCAUUGAUGAAUGGGAAACUGAAGCUUUUUCACACAAAAAAAAAAUCUUUCCUUUCAACCUUAUCACUUAGAAACGUUGAAAAGCUUCAUCCACCUCCUGAAAGUUCACGCUGUAAAACGGAGCUUUUCCACACUUUUCAAAGAGUCUAACAAUCCGCCCCGAAAAUCUCUUCCCCCAACACAUCAUCAUCACUCGCUUCCGAAAAAACCAUUGAGGCGCACCCCAUUCCAAUGGCGUCGAAACGAGGCACAUCCUUCCCCUCUUUGCCUCCGGAGAAGCAUCGAAAUGGGGCUCGUCCUUGCUCAUUUCAGACGAAGAAGAGCUCUUUUCCGUUGGAGCCCCUCUGACAUGUUUUCCAUGUUUGUCGUCGUUCCAACAAACUUCUUCUUCUUUUUUCCGGCUUGAAAUUGGUUGAGAAAUGGCUUUUCUCCGGAACGUUUCCCUCGUUACUUACUAUAGUCUGAACGUCUUCGCUCUAAUUUUUCAGUCGCUUCGAAAUUGGUUGAAAAAUGGCUUUUUUGGUGCGUGCUCUUUCUGUCGGGAGUAGGUAUAGUAUUGCUCAUGAUAGCUCAUUUUAAAUGAUUCUGAUUCUGACUAGACCUAAAGUUACUCAUGUCGAAAGAGAGAUUUUUUUCAAUUCUAAAUAUUUAAGUUUUAAUAAAUUUUAAAUUUUAUCAUUCUCUCUCUACCGCUUUCGAUCAAAAGAAGGGACAAAAUGCCCUAAAAUCCAGAUUUUCGACGAUAGAAAGAAUUGAGGGUUAUUGCUCAUGUUAGCUCACUUUUAGGUCGUUUUCGGCCUUUAUUGCUCAUUUUUCGACUUAAGAUUGUGUUUCCCCGCUAACUUUAGACAACUUAAAAAAUCGGUAAUCAUAGUUUUUUGCAUAAGAGUCAAAACCCUGUUAUUGCUCAUGUUAGGCUGCUUGUAUAGCUCUAAGAAGUCGUUUUUUCUGAGUUUUUUCAACACCUGACUGAGUAAAAGCUGUUGCUCAUGUUAGAGCCGCACUCAAUCGUCAAAUCCUCACCUCCCAGCGGACCCCUAAAAAGGGAACCGCCGUUCCCUACAACCGUUUCUCGAGCCUCUCUGCCGUCUCUCCAUUUCCCCAUGUGUCUACACGUUUUGACAAAUCGAGCCAAUCACUCAUAGGCACAACACACGCAUCUCCUCAUCUUCCCUGGGGAGAUUCAUAAGGUCCUCGGCUGUCCUGGAUCUUUUCUCACUAGUCAGUGCAAAUCCAGGCUUCCGACUUUGAGCUCGAGUUUCUGUAGAAUUUUUGGAGCAAGUGUAGGUCUUUUUUUGGAAAAGGUUUGAAGGUGGCCAUGACUGAUCUGCUGGCCACUAUCACUCAAGAUCUUUUUGCUUAAAAAAAAUCUGAAAGCUUGACCAAUCUCCUGGCUACUAGCCAAUUUUAUUUCUGGUUAUCUGAUUUAUAUACCUUGAUCGUCUCGGAUCUUUUCUCACUAAAUAAUUUUCUGAAGCUUUAACAGAUUGUACGGGCGCAGUUAAGGGUCAUUCCUCUCAUAAAGGAGAUUUUAGAAUAGCCUUACCGAUCUCCCGGUUCCGAGCCAAGUUGGUUUUUCUCUUAAUCACUGAUAAGUUUCCUGCCUAGAUUGUCUUGAGUAAUUUCCUAGAAAACAUUCUAGACUUGGGCCGAUUUUAAGUUGAACCUUGAAUAGACUAGGUCUUUCCUUUGGAAAAUGGUCCAAAAACUGUUUUUGCAACCCUUGUCGCCUGAAGAUUGUCUUUUGGGGUUGUUCAAUCAGGUCGAUGUAAUCUAUUUCUACCCGAAAAUUUUAGCGAACCGUCUUUGUCUUUUUUUUUCCUUCAGGAAGUCUGAAACUGCGAAGUUCUUUCUACUAGACCGAACUUAUCUCGUGGAGCAUUAUCAAUGGUUUCAGUCUUAAACCUUGUCGACAUAAAAAAUGGUCCGAACUUUGAAAUAGUCUUGAUUUUAUGACUUUUUUUUUGACGGAUCUUCAUAAACACUAAAUUGCGAUAUUUACGGCUCUGACUACCAACAAAACUUUUAUCUCACAUAGAAAUCUAGAGAUUUUCAGUGUUGCUUUCACCUCGCUCAGAGAAAUUCGCGAAUAACUCUAGUAAGGAUGAAAAAGAGGAAUGUUCCCAUCGACUGAACUAGACGGCACCUGUUUCUGAUUCUUUUUCAUCCGCUGCGCCGUCGUCGAAACGUGUCACCGACACAUGUUGUUCUUCGUUCGCUUUUUCGAUGUAAAAUGAGCUUCGAGCCUUUGGAUAUCAAAGCUUAUCUCUUUUGAAACAAGCCUAGGAUGUGUUUAAAAUGUCCCACAAAUAAUUCCACUUUUGAGGAAAGUUUUAACUCAAAAACCCUCUGAAAUUCACGUUACGAUUCGAAAUUUUUAUCUAAACCAUGAUUUUCGACAAUAAGAUCGAAGAGAAUAGAUAACACUGGCCGAUCAAUUCUGAUAAAAAAGAGGAAAACGUAUCAAUUUUUGGUCUUGUACUGACCUUAUCAUAACAAACUGAUUUCAAUGAAUUUUCAGAAAAACGAGUCAAGAUUUUUUUAGUUGUCUCAAACCAGUGUAAAUGACAAUUUUUGCUUUUCUUUUCCCAUUUCAAACGAAUUUCACCCUUCGACCCGAGUUUUUAUUCAAGCUUAGGAAAGCAACUUUAAGUUUCUUUUUUAUGGAAAUCCUCUCAAUCUAGUGGAUUUGACAGUUUUCCACACGUAUUUUUAGCUUCUUCUCUCUUUUCGAACUAAUUUGGCCCUCCUCCCACCAGCCGAUGUUCCAUUCCAUUUAGUUCUUGUCUCCUCCAGCCGUCGAGUCAAAUUUAAAUCCGCCGCUCUUUUUCGCCCCAGGGCACAUUUGCACAUUUUCCCGGCGGCUAUCAUAUGUCAUGUCGUGGCGCCCCCCCAGGGCAAGCUUCUCCUUCCUUCCUCUGAAAAGUGACGGCUUUUGGUCUGUGUUCUACUACUUUCUGUGUCAUUUUGACCUUCUUGAAUUUUUCUCUUGGUUUUAAUUUUUUUGUGUAAGUUUUUGGGAUUUUCAGACAAAUAUAAGAAUCAGAUCAUCACUAGGGCGAUGUUCCAAAUUGAGAUUCCAAAAAGUUCGAGUUUUUGAUUUUAAAUAAAAGUUAUUUUCUGAACGAAAAUUUGAAAAAAAUUGGGAAUUCUCAAUGGAGCGCAUUGGGAGGGUAAAAAUAGGCUAUUAUAAGACUUCUCGAGUUUUCUUUCAAAAAUAAUUGUUUCGUUAUGUAGGCUUUUGAGUGAGAAAAAAUCUUCCUGCAAAAAGUAUCUGGAUGAUUCAAGAUUUUUCAACAUACUUCAAUGAAACAAAACUUUACUCGACAAAAAUGAUAUUUCCCUGAUUUUUGACAUCCAGGAGAGCCAUUUCCAUCAAUAGCGCACGUUUGCUUUCAAAAAUAAGCCGCCGAGAAAUUGGCCAAAAGUAUCCGGCUGUGCAUCAACUGCCUAAUUGAAAAAUUGAGUUUGACUCGGGCCGCCGAAUUGGAAGGCUCAUGACCUUCCCUCUAAAAGCCUGAAUUUUAGCUCCUCCUGAAGUUUUAGUCACCCUAAGUGCCUUAGUUUCAUUGAUGUACUAAAAAAAUACUUUUUUUCUAUUUUUUUGAUUUUUUUCUUUAUGGUUUCUUUUUUUGUGAGAGAGUCGAAAAGUAAAAAUUUAUUUUCCGCUAUUUUCUGUUCUUAAAAAUGAAUCUCGCGUGUUCAAUUUUCCUUUCUCUCAAGGAAAAAGCCUCUUGAAGUCUGAAAUUGCAUAUUGCGGACGACGGCUUUGAUGGCCCUUGGGGCGGUUUUUCGGAAAUUUUUCCCUAGAUAAAUUUGUUCUUCUUGCAAUUUUGGUUUUAUGCCGAGUGAACUCUUGGUUUCAAAAUUUUGAACUUUCAGUAAGAAAUCUUGAAUGUAGAUCCAAUUUUUUAGGUGCAAUCGAGUCAAAUUUGGAUAAAUUCAUUGAAAAAGAUUUCGAUGAUUUCUAAGUAGCAGUUCAAUAAUAAAUUUCGUCCCUUUCAAUCUGAAAAAAAAUUUCUCGGAACCUUAUCAGAAAGGCCAAUCGCUUCUCGGGAAAUUCGGCGAAAACCGAAGAAAGGCGCGAGAAGAAAAGGCUUUUUUUUCUGUUCCUGGUGCGUCCAGGAAAUUCCAGCCUGUCUCCCAUUGUUUUCUCCUUUUUUUUCCCAAGCGAAAAUGAAAUUAAACUCUCCUCUGAUAAGAAUCUGUACAGUCAUUACAUCUCUCUUCGUUUUUUUAUGGGUCACGUGGAUUUUUCCUUAUCAAUAUCAAUAAAAAGGAACGUUUGAAGUAGGAGAUUGACUGGCAAAUUAUCAUUUUUUGACUAAAUUUAAGGAAUUGGUUUUUUCCAACCGUUUUAUUUUUUUUAGAUAAUUUCUCUCAUUCCCGAAAAUUUUGGCUAGGAUUUCUCAGUUCUUGAGCAUUUUCGCCAUCUUGAAAAAAAUAUCCAGGCCAAUUUGGAGCUUGAAACGCGCUCUAUUGAAAUAUUUAGGAGGUUUUGAAAGGGAAACCAAAAACUCGAAUAACCUCAAAAAAACUACCAUGAUAAAAUGACAACUUAACAACUUUACACCCCACCAACAAAGCCUCAAUAAAAAUCCAACAAAUAGUGAGAAACUGGAACGAUUUACUCGGAACUUUUACUUUUUCCCUUAUCAAGUCGUUUGAUUUACUUUUUUUUUGCUUCCUUCUUCCAAAAAAAUGGGGUCAGGAUCGAGAAAAACGGGAUCUUUAUCUUUGGAACGCCUAUAAACGUUCUGUUUUCUUUUUUUUGCAAAUUAAUGGAGAGAAGCUUGGAGAUAAUAUUAUUGAAGAUCAGGAAAAAUCGAAUUUUGGCUUAAAUUCGAUUGGAUGCUUUUUUCUUGAAGAAGCUUCGGAUUGGAUACCUUAAAGAGACGACUUUUCCCGUAUCUAGCUUGGUUUCGAAUUAUCAGAAUCGUAUGAGAAUCGCUUGGAAAUCUUCCCAUCACCAUCAUAUUCAAGCCCCCGAUAAUUUCUUUUCUCGAAAACGAAAUCAUUCCCCUCCGAUUUCUUGUUUCCAUCCGUUUUGAUGGCUUUUUUUUGACGAGAAAGCCGUUAAGAGACAGACUUUUGGGUCAUUUGAAAAAAAGUUCCUUUCCUCACCGAAUGAACCCGUUUAUAAUCCUCUUUUGUACUUUUUUUAGUUUUUAUGAGAUUUUUUAUCAAAAUAGCUUAAUAAAAGUUCAAAUUUAGAUCAUGGGGACUUCAUUACUUGAAAGAAAAAAAGUAUUAGUCCAUCCAUGGGCUCAUUAAAAUCACAAGGCUGAUUUUUUAGGUCUUUGUUGGGUUUUGUGUGGAAAGGCUAACAGAUUUUUAAAGUUUUUUGGGAGGAUCGCUCACUCUUUUUGAAACUGUUUCUAGAUAAGUCAAUAGGUAAUAUUUUCAAGAUUAAAAAAAAAAUCGAAGAUAAUAAGAAAUAGGAGCUUGUCACUUCAAACCGUGACCGACCUUAAACGACCUGCGCGUCAUGGUAUUGAGAAACCUUAGAGAAAACUGUUGAAAGCUUUUUACGUCGUAGACUCCCUUUUUUAAUUUUUUUUUUUAGAACUAGGGCGAUUUUUGGUAUGACCAGGUACUAUUUUUUUUUUCGAAACUCUCAUUCAGCACAUUUUGUACGGCGUUAUCUAGAUCAAAAUGAUGCGGUGAAGCGACAAAGAUGACCUCAAAGAAAGGCAGCAGAAGAUAGAGGCAGAAAAAAGCCACACCACCGCAGUUGCUUCAGAUCGGCGAGUCUGAUAAAUUAACGCGGAAAAAAGGCCCAUUUUGGAACUGGGACAUUGCACGGAGGAGCUAUAAAUUUCUGUUUUAGGUUAAGCAUUUGGGGAAUUUUUUUGAAGGUUUUGAAUUCAAACAAGAGCUGUUCUGAGCGAAACUAGGCGAAGAAAAGUGGUAUAAAGAGGAUUUUGGCUAAAUUUGAGAAAAAUGAGAGAAAGUGGUUCAACAUGAGCGAUAAACAUUAAAUUCUCUGUUGUUUUAAAAUCUCCAAAGUUCUCAGAAGGAACAGCUUAUUUUUAAAAUUUUUGGUUUUCGUUCAAAAUUUUUCCUCGGAUGUUGAUCUUCACUUUUACCACUGGAAAUGAUUUCGGAAUUCGCUUUAACAUGAGCAAUACGUUAGCUUUUUCUGAGUUUUGCUCCUUUCAAAAUUAGUGGAGACGUAAAAAUAAUGGUCAGAAAUUUUCAUGAUUUUGCGUCUCAGAGGAUGUUUUUCGCCGACUAUUUCGUUCCUAAUCAAACUGAAACUCCACAAACCCAUAAAAAAGAUCGACCUUCAAUCUUGUCCUCUUUCACUUUUCGUUCUUUCCUCGAAACCGAUCAAACAACUUUGACCUUUCCGCCCGAACCAAAUCUAACCAAAUCAACAUAAUACACAGAUGCGUGAAAUUGUCGUUCAAGGAAGAAAAAAAAAACACCUCAAUAAGAGGAACAUUUGGCCUACUUUUCAGUGCUUUUUUGUCUCAUCUUCUUCCAAAGAUGGGGAGAGCGCGCCAAAAAUGGGGCGUGGCUUGCCUCCUUCAUCUUUUAGCGCGGCGAUCCGAAUCUCCCCCUUUUUUCCUUCCUUCUUGGGAUUUGUUCUGGUUUUGAUCGUUUUUCGGUGUUGGUUUAUUUGCUCUUCUUCUUUUAGGGCUUCGAGUGGCGAUCUCGUUAGAUUUCGCAGUUUUGUCAGGUUUUCUUCUUUUUUUUUCGUUUACUUUUUUGAAUUUUUGUUUGUCUUGAAGAUAAAAAAUAGUGGCUUACUUUUAAAAUUGACUCAUAAAAAAGUUUCAGAUUUUUGAAGUGAUUUUUUUCUAAUCAUGUAAGUCUCAUUUGUGAGUUUUCAGUACAAAAAUCAGUUCGAUGCCUUUAAAGAUGAGUAGAAAAUUCCAAGAAGCCAUGGAAGCGAUUUUUUUUUUCCUGGAAGAUUUUACAUCGUCAAAAACGCUCUCUUCUCAAAUGAUUGACUGAUACACUUUCACCAUUGUUUUUGGUCGUCCGAUUCAUUCUUCCAAUAACUUUUUUCCCUUGCCUUCCGAUGGGCCUGAAAUUACACACAUUCUCUUCCGGAACUGUACGAAACAUUUGGAAAAGGCAAAAAAAGUUGUUUGAGUGCUUCCCGAUGGGGGCCACCAAAACAAAAUGAAUAGAAAGAAAUUGGUUAGUCAUUUUUCGUUUUUGUUGUUUUUGAAGGGGAAGAUGGAACGAAUUUGGGUUUUUCGGUGAGGAAAGGGACAUUAUUGGUAGAAUAAGAAUGUUUUAACGAGUGAGGCGUUACUAGAAUGAGAAAUGCUCAAUUUUAUGGCCGUAAGGAAAUGAAUCUGUAGAAAUUGAGUCCUUAAACUCAUAUAAAAUAACUUUUUAGGUUUAAAAAAAGCUCUAGAAGGCUUCUGCCUCAAUUUUUUCAAAAAAAGUUUUUCCGGCUUUUUCGUAAUUUUUUCCAUUUUUAGAUUCGAUUCUAGUCAAAUAUUCUCAAGCUUAUCACCAAUGAGUCCUCAUUUUCUUAACGUUCACUGAUCAUACAAAAAAAGAAAGCGACUAGAAGCGGCUAUUUGUUCGGCGUGCAAGGUUUUGACACAUUUUCCGUGCGCAAACUUUUUUUCCCCCCUUCUUCAGCUGUCUUCUCCGGUCUCUUCCAUUUGGCCAAGUUCCAAGUACUUGAUGCUUUUCUCUUUCUGAUGGUCUUUGACUUGAUAUUAUUCUAGGAAUUUUCUGGAAAGUCACUUUCUCUUGAGAGUUCAAAAAAAAAUGCCUCGUUUUACGAAAUUUUUUGAAGUUUUGUCAUUUUUUUGGUGAAGCUGAAGCUUCAUUUUGAGCCUUCUAAGGUUUGUCAAAAUUUCAGUUUUUUUUGGAGUUCAAGCUUCCUUCUUAAGCUAAAUGAGAUUUUUUUCAGAAAAAAAUUUUUUUAAUUUUUGCAAGUUUGACCUUGCUCAAUUUUUUUAUGAAAAAAAUUAAUUAUCGGUAACCAAUUCCAUCAAUUUUUUUUAGCUAAAAACUGCGGCUUAAUCCUUCUGAUAAGGGCUUGAUUCAAUCAAGAAAUAAUAACUUUUUGCCCAGUUAAUUUUUUCGAAUUUUUUCUCCAAAGUAAUGGAAAGUUUUCCCAUUUAAAAGCCACUCCCUAAUCGGUGAGCUUCGACCUUUUGAACAUCAUUUUCUAGACGAAAAUUGGGAAAAGUCAACAAUUGAGUCGCUGAGAAAAGCGCAAAACAACGGACCUCCGAGGUGCAAAUAAAAGACCUUGCCUGAGGCGGGCAAAAUGAUACAUUUGGUCUCUUCACGAAAAAAAAAUGCUGUGAAAAGAAACGAGCAACAUGAAACCGUUGGAGCCCUUUUAUUUGUGAAAGGUUUUUGGGGAGGAGUUUCAAAAUAGAUGGGAAUUUUCGUAACGGCUUUCAUGUAAAAUCACAAAAACCAUGAUUGUCAAAAAAAGAGGAAAUUUAGAAAUGCUUUGGUUCUUUUAUGAUUGAUCUCUGCACCCGACUUUCAAGCGACUUUCGCAAAAUCGUAGAAAUCUAGAAAAUAGAUGGGAAUUUUCGGAACGGCUUUCAUAUACAAUCACAGAAACCAUGAUUUUUCUCAAGAAAAGAGGAAAUUUAGAAAUGCUUUGGUCCUUUUUUGAUUGAUCACUGCACCCGACUUUAAAGCGACUUUCGCAAAAUCGUAGAAAUCUAGAAAAUAGAUGGGAAUUUUCGGAACGGCUUUCAUUGUACAUUUUUUAAAUUGAACCACAGAAACCAUAAUUUUCAAUGGUCUUUAUGAGAAUAAGAAGUUAAGAAUUGUUUUCUUUUUUCUUUUUAUUGAUUGAUCACUGCACUCCACUUUAAAGCGACUUUCGCAAAAUCGUAGGAAUCUAAACCUUCCCAUUUCAUAUUAAAUGGAUAGUUAAGGACCUCAAUUUUUCCCAAAUGCCUCUAAAGUUCACAGGUUCGAUCUCUCCUCACAACUUUGCAACCCCUUUUUUUUCCAUCUCAAACUUUUCAAGUGCACUCUAAACACUCCUCGUUCACCGUGAUAUCUCGCGUCGGCUCUUUGUCAAUUUGCUUUUGAUACCACGACUCUUCAAACAAAAUCGCUCAGUGUUCGGUUAGCCGCCGUCGACGCCAAAUGAACGAAGCCGAAGCUCCGCCCACCGGACACGCCCCCAUUUUGUUGAUGCAGCGCCUUCAGAAGCUCGACAUUGCACGGACCGUCCUUCUUCUUCUUCUUCCUACCUUCUGUUUUGCUGACGUCAUCGUUACCACUGUCCUGUGACGUCACCCUGGUGAUGAUCCUAUUUUUGUCGUUUUUUUGCAUGAUUUUGGUUUUGUUUUUGGGUUUUAAAGCCACCUCAAAUAUUUAGAAAAAAUUUUGAAGAUUCUGAGAACGUAUGAAUGAAAAAUGCGUAUGUAAGAAACAAAAAAAAUUCUGAAAAAUUAUUUUUUAAUUUUUGUGAAGAACUCUAUACUUGAACAUUUGGGCUAACAUGCAAUCUUCAAUUUUGUUUUGAAUCGAAAUUUAAAAUUCUUCAUCGAUUUAAGAAAAUCAGUAACAUGCCUUCAGUUUUGAAUUCCCAACCAAAAUUUUCCAUAUUUCCACCAUUUUUCCAUCACGUCAUUUUCGCACUCGCACAAAAUGAUUAUAAUCUAUGUGAAUCGUUGAAUUUUAAUACUUUCUUUUCGAAUUUUCACACGCACUCGUUUCAAAUUUAUGCACACAAUCACACAAACACGCCACGAAAUCACUCGCACAGCACCUUCUUUCUCUAUUUCUAUACUUAUUUCAAAAACUUUUUCAGAAAUUUUUAUGACACUUUCUUGUCACUUGCACAUGAGCACAAACUCUUACUAACAACACUGGGAUCAGAAAAAGAUCUUUUUGAGGAGUAUUGAGGUUUUUUUGUUUGCAUGUUGAUUGGCUCAAAACUCGCGGUUUGAGAAUAGAACCCAUGUCACCCCGCGCAAGUCGUUUUGGGUCGGUUGCAGUGGGAAAGAUGCUUUUGGUUAUUUUGAGCGCCAAAAAAAAAUACCUCAGGCUCUCAGAGUUUAAUGAAUUCAAGUAAAAAAUCAGGAUCUAACUUUUGAAAGGCCUUCACAGUUUUCAAAAAAUGUCUAUUAAGUCUAAAGAAAAAUUCUUAAAAAGCCUCAAAGUCUCCUAUAAAUCCCAAAAACAUUUUCACUACUAACAAUCACUUGCACACGUCACAGAGUGCACUCGCACAAAUCAAUUUGCACCAAUUUGCACAAAAAUCACAAGAAGCACUCGCACAGAAACAAGAAAUCACUGUUUUCUUCACAAUUUGCACUCGCACCGACACACCUUUUGUUCUUUAACAUGUGAAAUAUGGUGUGUAACAUGAGAAACAUGUCGUGUUUUUUGUGUCAAUCUGAGCAAUAGUCUCUGAACCGUGAUGUUAUUUGGUAGCAUGAUGAUGAGGUAGACUGUCCAUUCUUUUGAUUAUGAUUAUAACUAUUUUGGCAUGGACAAUGUCACGCUUAAUUCAAAUUUCACCUUCCUCUCUUGAUCAUACCACGAAGAUAGCAUGAAAGGUAAUGAAACCAUGCCUUUUCUGUGAAUUCCCCAUAAGGUGUGCUAGCACGAGCAAUGCGCACGCCUACUCUGAUUCUCCAUUUCUGUCUUCAUCGGUAUAAUCUUCUUUUAAUCCCCUGUCUAUGUUCAUAGGUUGACCUAAAGCUUUCUUUUAAAAACAAUGUUCUGCUAGCAUGAGUAUUCAAUUAGGCCACGCCUUCUUCCUCUCUUUCUCUCUCUUUCUAACGUCAGCUAGCAUGAGCUAUACGAUAGCACCAAUAUCACGUUUUUUUUUCACUCGCACAGGCUUGUGUUGUAUUUUGUUUUGUUGGUAUUUUGUAAUUUUUUUCCUCUGUGGCUAGUUUUAAUAAACUUUUUUGCACAAUCAAACAUGGUGUUCAAGAAAAUAGGGUUUUUUCUUUUCUGAAGUAUAAAAUUGAUACAUUUUGAAUAGAGUUUUUAGUUGAGUGAAUAUUCAGGCUGAUAUCGCUUUUAAACUUAACCAGCACGACUAAAAGUUUAAAAUGAACGGUGUUUGGAAUGGCUUUCCCUUCUUAAAUCUGUUUCUUUGAAGCUUUUUCACGAAGUUGGUCAAAAAACCAUUCCAAAUGCGACCACAGUCAAGUAGAAUGUAGUUUGAUAUUUAUGAAAUGUAAAGAAAACCAGCACAACCAUUGAAAAUUUCAAGAUUAAGAAAGAAUUAACACACACAGAGCCCUAACGUUCGGCUUCACCUUCACCUCCUUGUAAUUUCUUUUGGCGGGUCACUCGGGGCGUUUGCAGAAUCGCUGACCUACUCUUGGCUGUAUGCCUCGUCGACGGAGAAGAUCUUGGGGCAGGAUGAACGUCGGUUCAUCUCCUUGGAUGGCACCUUGUACCUGUCCAAUGCACUUCAGGAGGAUGAGAAUAGGUGGGUGAAUUUCGUGGAAAAUCUAUCAGAAGGUGUCCUGAAAUCUCAGUGAAGCCAGUGGUUAGAUCAAAAUGAAAAUUAGAUCAUUUUUCAAUUUUUUCUGAAUAUUGAUACGUGGAAUCUACUAGACUGGAAGUCCUGAAAACUGAAGAAACCAUGCUCAUUUAAAAAAAAACUGUCGGCGGUGAACUUUUUGAACUUGUGCCUGUCAAAUUUUCGACUUUGGUGCUGCCGUUUGGACUGCCUAAUUUGGCCCGCUGAUUUUUUGGGGAAUAUCCAGAAUUAAUUUUUCAUUUUCUUUAAAAAUCAACCUAGUUCGGCUCCAAAAUAAAUGGUCGUUUUGAUGUGGCAAGAAAAAUGGGGGAUCAUUUAUAGAGACUUUUAAAUAAAUUGCAUUGAUCUCUCGCAUUCCUUGAUGUUCAAGUAAUUUUAUUACAUGUUGAAUUUUCUUUUUUUGAAUUAUUAUUUUUCAUUAUUUUUAAAUAUUGUGAAGAGAUUUCCUUUCAAGAGCAAAAGUUUGUUUAAUCAGAAGCAGAUUGAAAAAAAGUUAAAUUUUUUUGUAAGAAAAAAAUCAGAUAAUUUUUUUAAACUCUGAACAUUCCUCGUAAAACAAUAAAAAAAACCAAAAAGUUGGAGCGGUCAAGUUAGUUCUGUUCACGGUGAACAGAUCCGGACCGCUCCGACUUUUUGAUCUUAUUUAAGAAGUGGAUUUUUCACAUGCCCGGUAUUUUUUGCCGCCUUUUAGAUGGAACGGGGGCGGCGGCCCGUGGGAGUAGCCUUGCGACUACUCCUGCUGACCAACCGAUGACCCUUCGCUUAUAUACCUCUCUAUCCCGGUGCAUCCGACCUGGCACGGUUUUGCCAUCUGCUCCGCGUCUUGUGCUCCAAGGAGACAGGUGGCCUUGGCGUCUCAUAGGAGAGGUCAUACAGGCAUAGGAGCGAAAACAUUUACUAAAAAAAUCCAGUCGAAUUUUUUUGAUAUGAAGCUUCUCAAUUUUUAAAAACACGAAAAUAAAUUUUUUUGAAAAAAAGCCUUUUAUCAAAUUUCCGGUGUUUAUUUUUUUAAAAACCAAAGCAACUAUUGUUUUUUUUUUCUCUUUCGAAAUAAAUCAGUUGGAUAUACCGCCGAACUGUUCAAAAAUCUUUCUAUGCCUGUUUUUUUUCGAGUUCAAAAACUGACUGACCCAAAAGAGAAAAAGCAAACUUUAGCGGCUUGUAUUCAAUGAAAAAAAAACACUAACAAUAGCCGUGCACAGUGCUCAUCGAAAGGAGCCGAAUUUGCCCAUCGGCUAAGCUUUUGGCGCGGCUUUGCGCAGUUUUGGGCACUCUUCACUUCCGUUUCGGUGUUCAUUGUGAAGCUUCCUCUUUGAGAAAAGCUUUUGAAUUGGGUGCUAAAUGGGGUUGGAAUAAGAUAGAUUGAAGACCCGGGAACUUUAAUCUUUAGGCUAAUAAAAUAUUAAAAAUGAUGAAAAAAUUAACAUGGAAGUGAGACUUUUCGUUCGAAAAGAGGAUGCUUUUUUAAUUUUUCCAGCUUCUUUUUUUAAAAAAAGUUCUAAAAUUCAACUAUUUUCAGCUACGCAUGCUCCCUGUCGGUCUACUCGACCCAAUCCGGCCAUUAUGGACCAUUCUUCCGGCUGAUCGUACCAAACUCCGGCAACGCCACCUUCGCUCCUCGCCUCGACUCGAGCCAACCUCAAGUUUUUCCCGAGGCUCCGAAACUCGGCGAAUCGAUUUAUUUGGAAUGCUUCGCAUAUGGAAAGUGAGGAUUCGACAAUCAUCAUCCAGCAAAAAAAAAAAAAUUAAUUUCCAGUCCAUCCCCCAUCUACAAAUGGUCCCGAGUCGAUGGAAAGCCGCUUCCAAAAACGGCUCAGAUCACGAAUUUCGGCCGCGUCUUGAAGAUCGAAAAAGUUGGACAUUCUGAAGCGGGACGGUACAAGUGUGUGGCGUCGAAUGCCUUGGGAGCCGCUGGAGGAGAGAUCAAUGUCAAACUGAGAGGUAAUAAUGGAAAAUAAAGAAUAUUUUGAGCUAUAGUUUUGUUAUAAGUAGACGAAAGGAAUCUAAAACAUUGAAAAAACUUAAAAGGUCAUUAAUCAGGUUGGAAAAUGACCUUGAGCUCAUAAUUUCAGCACCACCUGUCAUCCUGCAGCCACUCUACGACAAACUGGUACCAACCAACCGAGAAUUCACUUUGGAAUGUCUUUUGUCGAACGCGGACGCCGAUUCUUCAGUGGAAUGGUUCAAGAAUGGACAACCGAUAGUUCCACUACUCUUGCCCGUUGAACAGAGGAAAAGACUGACCAUUGAGCAUAAUGUGUGAGUUUUUCCAUUCGAUAAGUGGAAGUUAUCUCCAGAAAUUCUGAGAAUCAAGAAAAAAUAAGGUAACACUGUCAAGACGAAUAGUCGUCAGAUAGGUAAUAAUGGUGAUUAAAAGAAAUUUGUAAAAUUAUUGCGAGGGUCCAUAAAGGCUCCAUAGAAAUUUUCCUUCUAGGGUGAUGAAGGUUCCCUUUUUGCGCUAUUUUCUCAGCCCUUAAGCACUACUUUGGUGCCUCUCCCUUUCUCCACCAUUUAUCGAGCCUUUGAGAUCUCAGAAAAAAAAAAAUGGAAGGCUCGAUAAAGAGACUCUCUUUGCUGCCUUUCUGCGGCCUUUUUUGAGCUUCUCCCUUUUAGCGGCCAUUAUGCACCCUUCCGACUUUGCUCGAGAAUAAUAGAUAUAGUUUAUUCACUGUCAUAUUUAACAGAAAAAAAAAUAAUUGAAGAAUAGAUGAUCAAGUGAAGGAAUAGGCAGAAAAAUAACAAUACACGGGAAAGAGUCAACCCCAACGAGUUGACGGGUACCCGGAAAUAUGACGAAUUCAAAGGAGACGAGAGGGCAUAUUUUCAUGAAAGGCUUCAAACGGAAGAGCGUUCAACUUUUUACGCAGAGUUUCUGGGGUAACGUUAAAAUCUAAAUAAGAAGUUAGUUUAUUCCAAAGAGGAAUAGUUCUAGAAAAAAAGUCAUUAGAAAAGAAAGAGAGAAGAAAAGAAUUUCUUCAGUCUGACCAUGAUCGGAACCCAAAAGUCCGACUCUGGCGUCUACGAAUGCAUGGUGUCGAACGACGUCGGCAAUACCUGGAGCUCGGCUUUGGUCUGGGUCAAAGAUGCCCCACCGCACUUUCCGCCUCAUGCCAUCCCAAGGAAUAUUUUCGCUGUCGUCGGCAGUCAAGUUGUGAGUUGGAAAAUUUCGAUCCAGGGAAAAAGUUAGAUUUCCGACGUUUUUGAUCAAUUGAUCGCACUAUAAAUAUCACAAAUUAUUUCCUCAAGUACAGUAUUUUUACCGUUUUGUGUGUUCAGAAGCUCAGUAGUUUCUGUGGGGCGCAUUGAAAAUUGAAAAUUUUUAAUUACUUGACUUUUUUUCACUCUUGUGUCGUAUUGAAGAGCUGUUCGAAUUGAGAGAAUUUCUUGAAAUUCUCAGAAAAUUUUUCCGUUUUUAUUCCCUGUCUUCCUUCAUUUUCUGUAACAGACUAAGUUGAAUUUUUCAGACGGUGCCAUGCGUCAUGGAAGCUUCUCCCUACGUGGUCGGCAAGUGGAGCGACGCCGGCGGCGCUCGUUUGCCCCAAAAAGGAAGGAUUCGCGACGUCGAUGGUGUCCUACACAUCGACCGAGUUCUUAAUGGUACAUCGUAUCGUAAUCCUCGAUGUUUACUGUAUUUUUAGACGAUUCUGGACUGUUUUUCUGCAUGGCACAGAACCGGCUCGGCAAGGCCCAUGCUCAAAUGCAACUCACUGCGAUGGGUACUACUGUCCGCAAAAUAAAGACGUCGGAUUUCAUUAUUUUCAGAUGAACCGGCGGUCAAAGUCCAAGCCGAUAAUCGAUUCGUCAGUGAAGGCACGGUUAAUAUCAGUUGUGAGGUGAGGAGAAACAACAGAAAAGGGAAGGAAGGCCGGAGUUUAGGUUGAGUUGAACUGCGAAAACACGACGGAAUGCCCAGAAGCGUUGUUCGAAUGGAGGGUGGACGACCGGCCGCUCAGCCGUCUGCCGUCUUUCCGGACCAGAGUCCAGGAACACAUGAAGAAGGCCGGUCCGAAAGGGAGGAAUGUCAAACAGAAAGUUGAUCUGGAGGUUGGACAAAUUCAUGAUUCAAUAAAAAAAAAAUCCAGACUUACAAAUGUAGCUUCAGAACCUCACUUCCGUAAGGUUCAGGAAACGCAGUAAUAGAUUUAAAAUUUCAAUUAUAGCCCGACCACGGCUGGGACAGCGAACGGGACGUUUAUUUUUUCGUGGCGAAGGUAGAUCAUGGCGAAUAUCCAUGUGCCUUCCAUAAAAGCCCCAUUUUAUGACUUAUUUAUUUUUCUCUUAUGAUUCGUCGAUUCAAUCAAUCAAAUCAAAAUGUUUUAUUUCUCACACACAAGUACUAAAUUUCACGAAAUAGAUGUAGGGAGAGUUUGGGAACAUAUGUGUCGGAACUUGUGGUGAUGGAGGGAAGAGGACUCGCGGUCGUGUUAACCCCCACUUGAGUAAAUUGAAAUAACCAUGAAGUUAUUCUUUUUAGAUGUCGAUUAUGUAGCUUUUCAUAUUUUUUUGUUGGAUCAAGAGUGUUUAGUUCUGUAAUGUUGUUUUCAAACCAUUUCUCAAGUUUAGAUCUGAACUUAUUUUUUUCAUGCUCAAAUACUAUGUUUCUAUCCAUGUGAUUCCAAUGAUUGUAAACUCUUUGAUUGAUGAACCGGUAGUGUAUGUCAGAAAGUAGAGGCCGCUCUAUUUUGAGACCAUUUCCUCGCAGUUGAUUCGAUCUACUUGUUGUAUUUUGUAAAGGGAUUGGAGAUGGGCACCAAUAGUAUCCGUAAAUGAAAUUGUGAGCAGCAGUUAUGUCUUUCUUUAAACGUCUUAAACAAAAAACAAUCAAUAAAAACAAAUAGUUCAUCAAAUGAGGCUCUUAUUAAAGGCGCACGUAUGGCCGCCAUGAACUACUUUCGCCGCGCAAGUUAAACCGCCCGUUCGCUGUCCCAAGCCAGCCUUGAACGGGCUAUACAGCUUAAAAAGCUCAUACUAAUAAGGAAGGUCUUUUUACUUCUGCGAAUCUCAAAUAGGUUUUUUUUUUCAUUCUCUUCAUGAUUGACCUGUUAAAAUUCCCUGAAAGUCGGCAUUUGACCCCUCCUAGUUUCCCUAAAAAGUCUCAAAGUCGCCAUUUUACCUGGUGUCUAAUGAUUCUCUUUUGUGAAAGGAAUUACUUUGUAGCUUGGGAAGUUUGAGAUGGUCAGGAUCACAUCCUGAUACAUUGAAGAGUUUCAAGAGAGUUUUUCGCAAAAUGAGCUCCUUUGGAAGUCGUUAAAAAAAAAUUCAUGAUUCCAGGUUCCAAAAUCGCUCGCCGGAAAGCACAUCGGCCGGUUCGCCUGCGCUUCCCUCUACGGCGGCAAGUCGGAAGCGGUCGGGCGCAGUCAGCCACCCUCUCCCAUCGCCGUCAUCAUCGAGAAGCAGGAAAAGGGGCGUGGCUACCGGUUACGCUGGCGACUCCCUCCACAGCACCGUGAUACUAGGGAUCAUUCGGUUUUGAGGAAAAAUCUAGGACAGAACGAAAUAAUUUCUUGUUUCAGUCCAAAGCCGAAGGGUACCUCGUCGAGAUGCGCACCAAGCAAGAAUCGACGAUGGAGCGCUGCCAGCCGUGACGUCAUCGCCCAUUCUGACCUCGACAGCGUCACCCUGAACAACUUGCUGCCGAAUACGGAUUAUCAGGUGAUUUUUUUAUCCAUAGUAGUGUCAGAAGAGCCUCUAUUAAUUAAUUGAGAUAAAUUCGUCUAUUUUGAAAACAGCAAGGUGUCAUAAUUUUGGUAUGAAGAAUAAUGAGCUGUCCCCAAAAUUUUUCUCUCGUUUCUCAAAACUUCUUUUUCAGUUCCGCGUUCGAUCCCUGGACUCCUCGACGAUGAGCGAGCCGUCGAUGCCUUCAGAAUGGAUCCACACGCCUUCUGGGCCGCCGUCAGAAUCGAUCGAGACCUUGAAGUGGCGUCCCCUGGACUCGCAGACGUUGCUCGUCGAAUGGCAGCCCGUCGAAAGGGACUAUCACGCCGGCGAUAAUCUGAGAUAUCGAGUCUCUUGGUCUGAAUCGACUUCGGCCGAUAAUCAGACCCUCCUGGCGGCUGAUUCAGAUGUCCUCCCUCAUCAUUUGGGUGGGAAAAGGAUCGGAAAGUCAUCGGAUAAUGAGUCUGUUUCAGACUCUCAUUUGCCGCAGGCCGUGGUGAAGCUCAACUCGACGGAAGGAUGUCGAAUGGUGGUCCUGGCAGUUCGGCCUGUUAAUGACCAGGGAGACGGCUCUGUCAGCACCGAUACGAUUGCUUUUUUGAACAGUAAAGGUGAAUGAUUUGAAUGAAUCUGGUCGCACGUGGAAUGGCUGAAAGACAUAGCCUUUUUUUUUAAGGAAGAUCGGGGCAUAAAUAGAUUUCAUAAAUAGACUUCGAACAUUUCCAUGAUUGAAUUGAAAAAAAAAGCUUCCGAUCAAAUUUUCGUUCUAAACUUUUUGGAGCCAAUUUGGAUGGUCUUGGAGUUCUCAGAAAAAUUGGCUUUAAGAUAAAGCUUCUUACACGGGUAAAGUCCAAAAGGUCUUUCAAAAAGGACUUUUGGAAAAAAAAAGCCUUUAAAAGGCCUUAAAGGCGCUUUUUUUUAGAUCUUUUUUUGGAAAGGACCUUUUAAAAAAAUAAGGCGGAAAAAAGAAGAUUCCGGGACUUUUGACAACUUUUUAAGAACUCAAAAAAGAACUGUAGGCUCUUCUUUUUGAGGCCUUCUUGAGGUCGUUUGGACUUUGCCUGUGUUAAAAAGCGGUCCUAAAAGUUCAAAUAUAAAGAUUUUAUGCGCCAAAUUUGGUUUUUGGCUUUAACUAACAAGCUGUGAGCUGCUUUGAAACUCCCUGAAUGAGGUUUUAAUUUUAUUUUUUAUUUCAGGGCAACUGAAACGCGCCCAUUUGCACAACGUGAUCCCAAUCAACGCGACCCACGUCAAUAUUUCAUGGAUCUGGGAGAAGGACAGCGAUUGUGACGCCAAAAAUGCCCUUCAGGUAGCGUCUUUUUUGAGUUCUCAAGCUUUUUACUGGAAAAGAGCUUAUUGAUUUUUAGAAAAGAACUAUGCUGACUAUGGAUCGAAAGUUGAAAUAAGAACAUUUUCAGAUCAAUUGCAACUCGACGUCUGGUGAAGAAGUGACGGUGAAUGUCGGCCACGAUCAUUCUCAUUUCCUGGUCGGCGGCCUCCAGGCCGACACCGCCUACGAGUGUCUUCUGCGCGCCGUUGAUAAUCAUGUAAAUCACCAAAUUAGAGUCAUAGAAUUGAAGAAAUUGAUCCAGGGAAAUCAAGGACCACCCAGCCGGCAAUUCAGGAUCCACACCAAGCAAAAACCGCCCACAGACGCUCCGGAGAUUCUGAAGCUCAACUUGAAGCCAUCGGUAAUUCUUUUUAGUUCUAGGAAGCUCUAAUGACAGUUUCAUCCAAAACUAUUUUUACGGUUCAUGCUCCCAAUACUCAUUACACUUCCUAAUUUUAGUUUUUUGGCUUUUUCGAUUUUACGAACUUCAGAACUUGCAUACGAGCUUUUUGAGAAUAAUCAUCUUUGAUUUAUUAGACUGAAGGCUACGCGACAGUACUGGAAUGGACAGCUGUGCCGCUGCAAAUGCUGAACAAAUCGGAGAUUGGCUGCGGAUACAAGGUAUCUAGAAGGAAGAGAGAAUUUUUUUUUCGAAAAAAUGAAAAUUAUUAUCAACUUAUAGAGCUUCAAAGCUCCGUUGAGAACGAGGAUUUGAAAGAUCUUGAAGUCGGUAAUGAAAAUCGACAUUUCUGAGCAUUUGUAGUGACCUCUUUAGUGGCGUCCGCACCCUUAAGGGACCCCUAGAAUCGCUCAGAAGCGUCCUUUUUGAGUGACCCCUAGAGUCGCUCUUAAAUGAACUCUAGUAUCGCUCUUAAGUGACCCCUAGAAUCGCUUAGAAACUUCCUAUUUGAGUGACCCCUAGAGUCGCUCUUAAGUGACCCCUUAAAUCGCUCAGAAGCGUCCUUUUUGAGUGACCCCUAGAGUCGCUCUUAAGUGACCCCUUAAAUCGCUCAGAAGCGUCCUUUUUUAGUGACCCCUAGAGUCGCUCUUAAGUGACCCCUUAAAUCGCUCAGAAGCGUCCUUUUUGAGUGACCCCUAGAGUCGCUCUUAAAUGAACUCUAGUAUCGCUCUUAAGUGACCCCUAGAAUCGCUUAGAAACUUCCUAUUUGAGUGACCCCUAGAGUCGCUCUUAAGUGACCCCUUAAAUCGCUCAGAAGCGUCCUUUUUGAGUGACCCCUAGAAUCGCUUAGAAACUUUCUAUUUGAGUGACCCCUAGAGUCGCUCUUAAGUGACCCCUUAAAUCGCUCAGAAGCGUCCUUUUUGAGUGACCCCUAGAGUCGCUCUUAAAUGAACUCUAGUAUCGCUCUUAAGUGACCCCUAGAAUCGCUUAGAAACUUCCUAUUUGAGUGACCCCUAGAGUCGCUCUUAAGUGACCCCUUAAAUCGCUCAGAAGCGUCCUUUUUGAGUGACCCCUAGAAUCGCUUAGAAACUUCCUAUUUGAGUGACCCCUAGAGUCGCUCUUAAGUGACCCCUUAAAUCGCUCAGAAGCGUCCUUUUUUAGUGACCCCUAGAGUCGCUCUUAAGUGACCCCUUAAAUCGCUCAGAAGCGUCCUUUUUGAGUGACCCCUAGAGUCGCUCUUAAAUGAACUCUAGUAUCGCUCUUAAGUGACCCCUAGAAUCGCUUAGAAACUUCCUAUUUGAGUGACCCCUAGAGUCGCUCUUAAGUGACCCCUUAAAUCGCUCAGAAGCGUCCUUUUUGAGUGACCCCUAGAAUCGCUUAGAAACUUCCUAUUUGAGUGACCCCUAGAGUCGCUCUUAAGUGACCCCUCAAAUCGCUCAGAAGCGUCCUUUUUUAGUGACCCCUAGAGUCGCUCUUAAGUGACCCCUUAAAUCGCUCAGAAGCGUCCUUUUUGAGUGACCCCUAGAGUCGCUCUUAAAUGAACUCUAGUAUCGCUCUUAAGUGACCCCUAGAAUCGCUUAGAAACUUCCUAUUUGAGUGACCCCUAGAGUCGCUCUUAAGUGACCCCUUAAAUCGCUCAGAAGCGUCCUUUUUGAGUGACCCCUAGAAUCGCUUAGAAACUUUCUAUUUGAGUGACCCCUAGAGUCGCUCUUAAGUGACCCCUUAAAUCGCUCAGAAGCGUCCUUUUUGAGUGACCCCUAGAGUCGCUCUUAAAUGAACUCUAGUAUCGCUCUUAAGUGACCCCUAGAAUCGCUUAGAAACUUCCUAUUUGAGUGACCCCUAGAGUCGCUCUUAAGUGACCCCUUAAAUCGCUCAGAAGCGUCCUUUUUGAGUGACCCCUAGAGUCGCUCUUAAAUGAACUCUAGUAUCGCUCUUAAGUGACCCCUAGAAUCGCUUAGAAACUUCCUAUUUGAGUGACCCCUAGAGUCGCUCUUAAGUGACCCCUUAAAUCGCUCAGAAGCGUCCUUUUUGAGUGACCCCUAGAAUCGCUUAGAAACUUCCUAUUUGAGUGACCCCUAGAGUCGCUCUUAAGUGACCCCUUAAAUCGCUCAGAAGCGUCCUUUUUGAGUGACCCCUAGAGUCGCUCUUAAAUGAACUCUAGUAUCGCUCUUAAGUGACCCCUAGAAUCGCUUAGAAACUUCCUAUUUGAGUGACCCCUAGAGUCGCUCUUAAGUGACCCCUUAAAUCGCUCAGAAGCGUCCUUUUUGAGUGACCCCUAGAGUCGCUCUUAAAUGAACUCUAGUAUCGCUCUUAAGUGACCCCUAGAAUCGCUUAGAAACUUCCUAUUUGAGUGACCCCUAGAGUCGCUCUUAAAUGAACUCUAGUAUCGCUCUUAAGUGACCCCUAGAAUCGCUUAGAAACUUCCUAUUUGAGUGACCCCUAGAGUCGCUCUUAAGUGACCCCUUAAAUCGCUCAGAAGCGUCCUUUUUGAGUGACCCCUAGAAUCGCUUAGAAACUUCCUAUUUGAGUGACCCCUAGAGUCGCUCUUAAGUGACCCCUUAAAUCGCUCAGAAGCGUCCUAUUUGAGUGACCCCUAGAGUCGCUCUUAAGUGACCCCUUAAAUCGCUUAGAAACUUCCUAUUUGAGUGACCCCUAGAGUCGCUCUUAAGUGACCCCUUAAAUCGCUCAGAAGCGUCCUAUUCGCGUUACAAAGAAUGGCUUUAACUCAAAAAAAAAGCCUUCAAUCGCAAUUGUUUUUUCUCUUUGUCAAUUUUAAACGCUGAAAAUUGGAACAUUUCAGAUCUUCAUCUACAUCUCUGAAACGGCGUCCGAAGCUGUGAUAUUGGAUAUGCCACUGAAUCGACUUUCCGACCGGCGGAAACCUUCGGCCAGGCUAGAUGGCCUCAAAUUGAUGUACAUGUACACGGUUCAGGUAGAUUAUCAUCAACAAAUUUUUUAAAAUUCCCAAAAUUUAGUGCUCUUGGAGCAAGGCUAAAUUAAAGGCAAAAGCUCAAACAGAAAAGACUAUUUUUCCAGUAGAUUUUCAUUUCAAAGUGAUUAAAAUCCGCUCUCAUGGGAAUAUUUUCCGAAUAAAUGAUUCUCCAGGUCGCCGGCUACAACCCGGGCGGAGUCGGACCACUGAGUGACCCAAGGAGCAUCCGCCUCGGCUCACCGUCUUCCCUGGACCUGACGUCAUCUUCAGUUCUUUCAAAUCCUCCAAUGUUUGCCUUGAUUUGCCUCCUUCUCGUGCCAUUUCUUAGGUAA
Caenorhabditis auriculariae is the source of this 31026-nucleotide messenger RNA. The record is from the annotation of a GenBank genome assembly. Lineage: Eukaryota; Metazoa; Nematoda; Chromadorea; Rhabditida; Rhabditidae.